AUGGACGACGUGAAGCUGUCCCGCUGUCGCCCCCUGGUGGCCGAUGAAGCUUCUCAUCCUGCUCAGCACCAUCUUGAAUUUUCGAAACCACAAGAUGAACUUCAGCUGUUUGAAGACGACUUGAAACUAGAGACGGAGUCGUUGGAUCAGUUGCUAGGCAACAGCUACUGUGACGCUAAUGUUGUCGUGACGAUGCCACAGAGGCGGAUAUUUAACGAGCUAGCACGCAAGCCGAUGAUGAUGAUGAUGUCGGAAAACUUGGAUCCGAGCGAAGACGUCCUCCCCCCCCAUGAGCUGGAGCCCCCCAGGGACGAGGACGGACACUGCCCCCUGCCCUUCAGGCUGCAGCUGAUCGAUGACCUGACGUAUGAAGACGUGAAGAAGUGCUACAGAGGAUCAACGGUCAGCAAAUACAACUCUCAGUACCACAAACUGUUCCAGACGGUUCCUCACGAGGAGAUCCUGAUGAAAGUGUACUCCUGUGCGUUGCUGAGGGACAUCCUGUUGCAGGGCCGUCUCUACAUCUCCAGGAACUGGUUGUGUUUCUAUGCCAACCUGUUUGGUAAAGACAUCAAAGUGUGUAUCCCCGUGGUGUUGGUUCGUCUGGUGAAGAAACACAAGACCGCCGGCCUGGUGCCGAACGGACUCGCCAUCACCAUGGAUACCGGACAGAAGUAUGUGUUUGUGUCCCUGUUGUCCAGAGACAGUGUGUAUGACGUCUUGCGGAGGAUCUGCACUCAUCUGCAGGUGAACGGGAAGAGUCUGAGUGUGAAGCUGUUCCUGGAGGAGCCCAUUUCUCUGUCAAUGGACGAGUUUCCCGAGGUGUUGAAGUGGAGGAGGAAGCCGUCGCUCCCCAUCGUCUCCUCGUCCCUCCCAGACCUGCUGGGAAGCUCCUCCCCCAGCCUUGCCGACGACACGCCCUUCAGCACGCACACGCUCACGCUGACCGACAGCAGCCUGGAGACCGAGAAGAUCCUGCUGACAGAACCAGCACCUGAACUGGGUCACAUGGAGUACCAGCUGCUGAAACUCUUCAUCCUGCUGUAUGUCCUCCCUGUGUGUCUCAGUGUCUUCCUCCUGGUCCUGUCCUCCUGCUACCUGGCCUUCAGAGUCUGUCGCCUGGAGCAGCAGCUCAGUUUCCUGAGCAGCCAGACGACGCCGAGGGAAAGGUGUGGCGAGGUGCCCUGCUGGCUGGCCAAUCAGAGGACAGGGACCUGA
This is a messenger RNA of Limanda limanda (common dab), 1218 nucleotides long. Its product is annotated as GRAM domain-containing protein 2A. The coding region runs from base 1 to 1218 and encodes 405 amino acids. Gene Ontology annotation, molecular function: phosphatidylinositol-4,5-bisphosphate binding. Gene Ontology annotation, biological process: regulation of store-operated calcium entry. The transcript is spliced from 13 exons. Gene Ontology annotation, cellular component: endoplasmic reticulum membrane; extrinsic component of cytoplasmic side of plasma membrane; organelle membrane contact site. The record is from RefSeq and is a predicted model, not a curated record. Lineage: Eukaryota; Metazoa; Chordata; Actinopteri; Pleuronectiformes; Pleuronectidae.